Molecule: messenger RNA, 1067 nt
Organism: Nematolebias whitei (Rio pearlfish)
Lineage: Eukaryota; Metazoa; Chordata; Actinopteri; Cyprinodontiformes; Rivulidae
Gene: aipl1
Product: aryl hydrocarbon receptor interacting protein-like 1
Exons: 6
Coding region: 75-1067 (330 amino acids)
Molecular function (GO): peptidyl-prolyl cis-trans isomerase activity; protein binding
Source: RefSeq, a predicted model, not a curated record
GGUCAUCCACACAGCUUUACACGUGUUUUACUUCACGUAUCAUACACCUAAUUAAAAAACAAAAAGAAUUAAAGAUGUCAGACAUGAGAGAUGCAAUGCUACUUGGAUCAGAGGGAAUUAAGAAGACUAUUCUACACGGAGGAACUGGAGACAUCCCUAAAUUCAUCACUGGGACGAAGGUGACGUUUCACUUCCGCACCCAGCUGUGUGAUGGAGAACGCACGGUGAUAGACGACAGCAGAGCGGUGGGGACGCCCAUGGAGAUAGUUAUUGGCAACAUGUUUAAGUUGGACGUCUGGGAGACCCUGCUGGCCUCCAUGAGGACUGGAGAGGUGGCCGAGUUUUGGUGUGACACAAUACACACGGGGGUUUAUCCACUUGUGUCCAAGAGUAUGCGGCGCAUCGCAGAGGGCAAGGAUCCGCUGGAGUGGCAGGUUCACACGUGUGGCAUGGCCAACAUGUUUGCAUACCACAGCCUUGGUUACGAAGACCUGGACGAGCUGAUGAAGGAGCCAAAGCCGCUCUACUUCGUACUGGAGCUGCUCAGGGUGCAGCAGCCCUGCGAGUACAACAGGGAAUCGUGGGCUCUGAACGACGAGGAGAGGCUGAAGGUGGUUCCUGUGCUCCACGGCCAGGGAAACAAACUUUUCAAACAGGGACGCUACCAAGAGGCCACACAGAAAUACAAGGAAGCCCUCAUCUGCAUCAAGAACGUCCAGACGAAGGAGAAAGCGUGGGACGUCCCAUGGCUGAAGCUGGAGAAGAUGGCGAACACUUUAACUCUUAACUACUGUCAGUGUCUCCUGCGCAUGGAGGAAUACUACGAGGCCAUCGAGCACACCACGGACAUCAUCAACCAGCACCCAGGUGUGGCAAAGGCAUACUACCUGAGAGGGAAGGCCCACAAGGAGGUGUGGAACGAGGCCGAGGCUCGGCAGGACUUCACCAAGGUCCUGGACCUGGACCCCGGCAUGAAGAAGGCAGUCACAAAGGAACUGGCGGUCCUCAGCAUGCGCAUGGAAGAGAAGAACCAGGAGGACAAGAACAAGUAUAAAGGCAUGUUUUAA